UUUGACUUCGCGAGAGCGCUGCGUGCAUAAGCAGACCACUCACGCGACGCGUUGUGGAUUUGUGAGGGACUAGGCGGUUUCCCUCUUGCCGACGAGCACCGACGAGUGCGCCGGAAAGCAGCGCGACCGGCAUGAAGCGAUGGUUUGGUCGCGAACACGCACUAUAGUUAUUUAUUGAAAUGAAGUAUCGUGGUACAUAUGCAUAUAACCUCUAGCUAUAAAUUUCAAUUUGAUUAAUUGAUAAUCAUUUCAACAUUAUCGUCCAAUUAUUUUUAAUCUUAAGGAUAAUACAACAUGCAAGUGGUAGAAAGUUGCUCUGCCUAUUUGAGCAAUUAUGAAGUUUUAGACCUUAUACAAAAUGUAGAAUCCAGUGAGAAGUUCAAGAAUUUAGCAACUAUUACUUUCCUAACAAAGGGAUACCUAGGAAGUACACCAUGUAUAAAACAGAACCCAGAAAAGAUUAAGAAGUUCUUACAGGCAAUAGGAUCUUUUAACUUAACUAAAUGCGAGAAACUUACUCUUCUAAAUCUUUGUCCUACAACUGCGCUUGAAAUACAAUUGAUUGUAGAGGACAGUGAGGACCGACUGUCAGAAGAAGAUGUUACGGCUGUGUUACAAAUUAUUGCCAACUUGCGAGAAAGUGAACAAGAUACUGAACAUAUUUAAUUUCUAGGCCUUGACAUGUUUAUAUUUUUAUGUACAUUUUUUUAUUCAUGUAGUAAAUAUGAAUAGAAAUACCAUAAUAUUUAAAUACAAUGAUAUAGUAUAAAUAA
Harpegnathos saltator (Jerdon's jumping ant) is the source of this 773-nucleotide messenger RNA. It is a transcript of the gene crcp, whose product is annotated as CGRP receptor component. Gene Ontology annotation, molecular function: nucleotide binding. The record is from RefSeq and is a predicted model, not a curated record. Lineage: Eukaryota; Metazoa; Arthropoda; Insecta; Hymenoptera; Formicidae. Gene Ontology annotation, biological process: transcription initiation at RNA polymerase III promoter. The transcript has 3 exons. Gene Ontology annotation, cellular component: RNA polymerase III complex. Bases 295 to 666 code for a protein of 123 amino acids.